Molecule: messenger RNA, 1625 nt
Organism: Fopius arisanus
Lineage: Eukaryota; Metazoa; Arthropoda; Insecta; Hymenoptera; Braconidae
Product: D-arabinitol dehydrogenase 1
Exons: 5
Coding region: 110-1132 (340 amino acids)
Molecular function (GO): oxidoreductase activity; zinc ion binding
Source: RefSeq, a predicted model, not a curated record
GAUAGAAUAGGGAAAAAUCUCGUUGCUGUCGCAUACGCAUACGCACCAGCGGGUACAUCACUUUGUUAUUUGAAGCUGCAUAAUUUGUUUAUCAUUAACAAGUGCCAUCAUGGAAUUUUUGAGCUUCAAUCCGAGUACAAAACAGUUAAUGCUCGAUAGCUGCGCAAUUCCCAAGCCCAAGGAAGAUGAAGUUCUCAUUAAAGUUGCAUUCUCUGGAAUUUGUGGGACUGAUCUCCAUAUUUUGGAAGGAUCAUUUCCAGCGAAGAAGGACGGUUGUUUAACCCUUGGCCAUGAGUUCUCGGGGACUAUUGAGGCCCUUGGAGGUGCUGUAAAGACAUUGAAAAUUGGACAAAAAGUUGCGGUGGAUCCGAACAGCGGCUGCAACAAAUGCAGCUUCUGUCACAAUGGAAAAUAUCACUUUUGUGAGAAUGGAGGAAUAAAUAACACCAUUGGAAUAUUCAGAAAUGGGGGGUGGGCAACUCAUGCUGUUGUUCCAGAGACUCAGGUCCAUUUGCUGCCGGAAGGAGUGGAGAUGCCUCAAGCCGCUUUGACUGAACCCCUGUCCUGUCUUGCUCAUGGAUGGGACUUGAUAAAUCCAGUAAAUGUUGGCUCCAAAGUCCUAAUCAUCGGGUCUGGCAUCAUCGGACUUCUCUGGGCGUGUCUUUUGCAUCUUCAUGGCUUGAGAAAAACUGUCUCAAUCAGCGAACCCCAGCCCGGAAGACGAGCAGCUGUCAAUAAACUCGAUCUAGAUUAUGACGUCAAUAGCCCUGGGGAUCUCAACGGCCAGAGUUUUGAUCUCGCAAUGGAUUGUAGUGGAUCAGGUCCAGCAAUGGAAGCUGCUGUACCCCUUCUGAGACGUGGGGGACGUCUCUGUGUCUUCGGGGUAGCCAAUCCCAAUGCCACAUUAACUCUAAAACCAUUCGAGAUUUACAUGAAGGAAUUGCAGGUGUUGGGAGUCAAUAUAAAUCCAUUCAGCUUCCCCAAGGGUCUUUCGCUCGUUCAGGCAAUGUCAAAUCGUUAUCUUGUGUUCGAUAAAUUAGGGAUCAAGGUUUUCAGACUGUCUGAAUACAAAGAAGCCCUCGAGGCUCUCAAGAAAGGGCAGAUCAGUAAAGCAAUGUUCAGAUGUAAUUGAGGUACACCAUAAGCAAAAUAUAUUUGUGGAAGAAACAAUUUUUAUUAGAUCAAUCGAAAAGCCUCCUGUUAUUGUCUCUUGAGCAUUACAAAAUUUGAAAAUCCUUUCGGUAAAUUAUUCGGUAAAAAUUUUAGUAGAAAAGACGGUCAAUAAACCUAGUCGACUAUUAUUAGUUAAGUUGUCAUAGCUCUAGAUAUGUAGUUCUCUUACUAGUGAAAAUAGUUGAUAACUUUUAUCAAAUUACAAAGUUAUCCGAAAACUCCUACGUUUAGGUGAGUGAUACAGAACUGUGCAAAGUGCAGAGUAUUUCAAGUACCUUGCAUUGAAGUACAAAAAAUUAAACUCUGUCGAGUUAUUGUACAAUUUUCUACAAGCUAAUGGCGGCUUUGAGACGAGCCAAAUACAUUAUCUACGAUCAAAUGGAAUAAGAAGACUCACUCAAAAACUUUUGUUGUUUGCAUUAAUGUCAAAGAAUUAAAAAUAUUGUGUAAAA